AUGGACGAAAUGCACGAUGCCAUCCAAGACGCGCAAUACAUUGGUGCAGUGACCAGCUCUCAACGAGGUCCUAGUGCAGCAUUCUAUAACCCGUCAAGCUGCGAGCUCAAUCAAUUUAUAGACAGACAGAAGCGCACACAAGGCAGCGACUGGCUCAGCCUCGAAAAUUUGCUGGAUAUGCCACUCGGCUUCUACUUUUUCCGGUGCUUCUGUGAAGCAGAAGAGCAUCAUGGAAGUAUCAAAUUGGACUUGUUGGUUGAAGUGACCAAGUUUCGCAUGCUGCAAACUUCUGAGCAACGUGCUGUUAAGGGACGAGAGAUCUGGGAUAUGUUUUUUGAAAAUGCUACGUCAGGAGGUGACUUGAACGCGGCAGCUGGACAACAUGGAGCCACGAUGUGGUCGCAUUUAGCGAGAGAAGACGCACGUCGUCCGGCGUCGUCAAUAUCUUCGUUGUCGACGUCACAAGGGACGGAUUGUUCAUCGACAGGUAAUAGUUCGCACAGUCUACCCCUGGGACGACCCAGCCACGCGCGGGCGUCGAUAGGCGGUUUUGAAGAUUUGAACAUUGCGUCAAUGAAGACAAAUGGAAUUGUGUUUUGGCGCAAGAAUCAAUCAUCGGUGACUCGAGCGGAUAUACAGAGUAUAUACAAUGUCGUCUCAACGGAUGUAAACGCUCUUGGUGUUGGCGGUGAAGUCGUGCAACGAUUAAGCGCGGUUUUCAAGCACAAACCUUCUUCUGUAGGACUAGAUUCGGAUUGGAGAGACUCGCUGAAUAGUGUCCGAGAUGGCAGUAUUGCAACAGCCACUAGUCCUAAUUCUAGCACUGUGUCUACACGCGAAGUGAAUGGUCUUGGAUCGGAGAAACGAAUGGAUGUCUUGGCUUAUAACACUCGAAGCGACAAGCGCAUGAGUGUGGAGUCUAAGGUUUCUGCGCUAACACUAUUCGAUGAGUUGGAAGCCUGUGUACUGUGCAGUCUGGAGCGAUUCCAACUAAAAGCCUUUCGUGCCUCUGCCUAUCACAAGCGAUUGAUCACAUUCCUGUUCUUACAAGAGCGGCAAGUAAGCAAAGACGAUUUUGCGUUACUUCGUGCUCUUGGACGCGGCGGUUUCGGUAUGGUAAAUGGAUGCAUUAAACGUACGUCGGCGUCACUCUACGCUAUCAAAGUGAUGAACAAGAAAAUGAUCAAGAAAAAACACGCAGAAAAACUGUGCCUUGCUGAGCGAAAGAUUUUGGCGAUGGUUUCAUCACCUUUCGUGGUGUGCCUGAAGUAUGCGUUUCAGACGCCAGAGGAGCUCUUUUUGGUACUAGAUCUACGUACUGGUGGAGACCUUGCUUUCCAUCUUAAUCGUGUGAGGUUUUCGGAGACGCAAGUACGUUUCUUGGCCGCUCAAAUCUUGCUGGGGCUUCAACACUUGCACGAAAAAAAUAUCGUGUAUCGGGAUCUAAAGCCAGAAAAUAUUUUGCUGGACGAAAAGGGAAAUUGCAGCCUCUCUGAUCUUGGUCUUGCCGUCGAGAAAACAUCGACGCUAGCAGGAAGGUGUGGGACUCGUGGAUAUUGGGCUCCAGAAAUGCUGCUUUACGACGGACGGGGAAAUCGAUUGGUAUACAAUGAGACGGUAGACUGGUGGAGUUAUGGGUGCUUGGUAUAUGAACUUUUAUAUGGCAAAUGCCCCUUCCGGACAUCGAAAGCCAAGGCUCUCCACGAGGAUAAGCAACAGGCGUAUGACAAGGCUACGUUGGAGCUCAUACCUGCGUAUGACUCUAAAUUCUUUUCUGCAGAUGCAGUAGAGCUUAUCCAGCAACUACUGAUACGUGAUCCUAAGAUACGACUAGGGGCAAAAGGGGUGGAGGAAAUAAAACGUAUGCGGUUUUUUUCAUCGGUCGACUGGGUGCAGAUGGAGACGAUGCAAGUGCCGCCACCGUUUGUACCUGGAAACGAGAUCAAUGCUGCAUCUCAAGCAGAUAUCGGGUCUUUUGAUAUAUCCGUUGUGAAGGGGAUUAAGCUCACGGACCAGGAACAAGCUGCUUACAGAGACUGGGACUAUGUCUGCCCCAAGACAUUUCAGCGCGAGGCGAUAGAAUAUCUCGUCUGGGAAGCCAAGCAUGGCCCGUGCACUAUCAGGGCCAAUAGUAGUAAUUCGUGCUGUUUGAUAUUAUAA
Molecule: messenger RNA, 2160 nt
Organism: Peronospora farinosa
Lineage: Eukaryota; Oomycota; Peronosporomycetes; Peronosporales; Peronosporaceae
Source: the annotation of a GenBank genome assembly